GAGGAGGCAUCGGCGACCAAGAGCGAGCUUGUCGAAUCCGUCAGACAGCUCCAGGCCACUCUUCAGGCGAUGCCGAAGGACCCCUCGCUCGAGCUGGCGCGGAACCAGCUCCAGCAGCAGCUCGGUGCGCGCCGCAAGCAGAUUGGCGACCUCCGCCUGCUGGGCAAGCACCUCGACGGGGCCCUGGCGGCCUUCGAGCGCGCGCGCACUCGCCAGACCACGGCCGAGGAUGGCUUCAAGCUGGCGCAACAGACGUGGCAGAGCUCGAGAAACAGGUCGCGCAUCCUCCGCCUCCGUCCGGGUCAGGACACGCUGGAUGAGUUCAUGGCCCAGUUCCAAGCAGCCAUCAACGAGGCGCAGUCCCAGUCCGAGGCCAUCAUCUCGAAGUUCCGGGCCACCUUGGCCAAUGCUGCGCAGACGUCGCCCCGCCG
Prorocentrum cordatum is the source of this 431-nucleotide messenger RNA. Lineage: Eukaryota; Dinophyceae; Prorocentrales; Prorocentraceae. The record is from the annotation of a GenBank genome assembly.